Prorocentrum cordatum is the source of this 3957-nucleotide messenger RNA. The record is from the annotation of a GenBank genome assembly. NCBI's taxonomy places the organism in Eukaryota, Dinophyceae, Prorocentrales, Prorocentraceae.
AUGAAGGCCAUCGAGGCGGAGCGCGUCAUCGAGACGGGGCACUACAUCAAGAACGACCCGGACAAGGAGGGCUACUGGACAGCCCGCAAGACCAAGACCGAGGGCGUCAAGAUCGAGAUCAAGACCGAUCCAGGGAGGCCAUCGGCGGCAACCAGACCGUCGACCGGAGUGCCGACUGCGGCGCGCACCGUGCGGUCGGUCGGAGCGGACCCAAGCUCUGCGGCAUCGGAUUCAACACCCCGCAGCAGCACGUGGGAUGUGGUCUCGAGUGCCGCGGCGGACCCGGACGAGACGCCCACGCUCGCGACCCAGCAGAGGGACCUCAUCAUCAAGUGGGCAGUCUUGGCCUGGGGAGUCAGGCGCCUGAAGGUGAAGCCAGAGGUGAAGCAGGAGGACUUCGUGGCGAUGCCGGUGCCGGGGGACAUGGGGGAUGUCCACGUGAACUGUUCGGCAAUGCGAAUGGACUUUGCCGAAGUCGCGUGCUCUCCAACUUCAAGGCUGACAGCCGGUCUGAUUAAUGAGGGUUUCAACUGCCAGCGCACCAACCUGGAGCAGGGCUACGACCUCCACAAGAAGGACGACACUCGUCGUGCCAAGGAGUGGUUCAAUACGACGUGUCCUCGCAAGGCGUGGUUUUCGACACCAUGUACCUACUUCUCGUUGAUGCAGAAUCUUACCCCCGAACACAAACGACGACCUGGCAACUGGGAGAAUUUCCUGCGAUCGCGACUUCGGGCUCGUGCUAUGAAUGGGCACUGCGUGGAUAUGGCCUUGGAAACUCUACGAUACGAUGGUGAUAUCUACUGGGAGUGGCCGUACAAGUGCAGUGGCUGGUCUACACCGGAGCUCAACCGGUUCAGGCGCGAGGCGGAGAAGAUCAUCGGACGACCUCUCCGCAUGGUCAGGGUCGACGCGCGCCAGGUCGGCAUGCGCGAUGAUCCCGGCGCGCUCAGGAGCAAGUCGUGGGGCAUCCUCACCAGCGACGAGAAUUUCACGCAGUGGACCUGCGUGGUCAGUCAGGAUUUCGCGGAAGACUUCUGGGCCAUGAGCGCGCUGCAGGAUUACAAGGAGCAAGUGCACGGCAUCGAGUCGGGCAUACAGAAGCAUUUCAAGAAGAUGCCGGAGGACAGCGUCACGCUCGACAAGGACACGCAGCACCAGGCCGUGGUGUCACUCUCUAUGCCACCAAAGCUGUGGCAGACGGUGAAGCUGGACUGCUUCGAGCUGGAGGUGCACCACAGGAAGCUGUUCGCGGUGCUCUACAUGGACGCGGCCUGCAAGUUGGCAGUUCGCAGUGUUUUCAAGGAACUGGAUACUAAGGGCAAGAAGGCGUACUUCGAGCCGUCUGGCGCCCAGUUCCUGAUCUCGGGCCCGGGCGGCGGCUUCGUGAGCAACCAGUUGCGCGAGUGGUGUGGCAAGAACGCCGCGGGCAUCAUCCAGAGCCCGGGCGAGUUCCAUUCUCUCACGGCUGACCUGGAGGUUCUUAUCAGGCAGAUCAAGAAGACCGCUCGACGCAUCUCCUUAGACGAGCCGACGCUAUCGUUGGCCGACUGUGCGUCGCUGGCCUGCGCCGCUCACAACAACCAGCACACGGCGUCGGGCUACGCGCCAGUCCAGUGGGCGCACGGUGCCAACCACCAGGGCUACCAGUUCGCGGAGGAGGCUCGUUCAGUGGCGACUCGGCUUCGGCACUCCAUAAGGCAGAAGCUUCUCUCGAUCAAGAUCGGCGACUGGAUCAUGUACUUCCGUCGUGGCAAGAACACUGGAUCUCGAGAUUCGUGGUUCGGACCGGCCAGAGUUCUGGCCAUCGAGCCGAAGGUCAACCUCCAGCGCGAACGCGCCGACGAGUCCGCUUCGAUCGAGGACGAGAUUCCGGUGCUGGGCGUGGUGAGUUUACCGAUUUGGCAGGCGACUCACCUUCGGAGCGGGAAAUUGCCGAGAGCCUGGCAGACCUACCAGAGCAACCGGGACCAGGUGAAGAUUUUCCCCAAAGAGAUCGGCGUGAAUCGCAUGAUGGUGCUCAGUCUGGAGACGACGGUGCAAACCUACGUCCCGGCCCUCGAGAUGCCCCCCCAGAUCUGUCUCGAGUACCUGUCCCAGAGGACGAGGAUGGAACAGGCCGCGAGCUUCACAAAAGGGGCCAAUUCACGAGUGGUCAGGACUGGAAGCCGACCAGGUCAAAAGUACCUGGAGGCUUGGGGCAACCUCCACAACCAGUCCGUGGCCUACCUGAAGGACACGACCAUCGAGCGUGAAGUUGUCGAGGUCGCGACCGAUUUCGCUCACAUUGGAGCCUUCCUUCAAGACUCUACGGUCUGGCUCUCCAAGAGGCUUGGCGACGGCAAGGCGACAGAGGUCGCCUAUUCCAAGCUGGCGCCAGGGCAGCAAGAGGAGCUCACCGAGAUCGACGAGUCGCGAUUGCUCAAGAUGCGCUGGGUCCUCACCUACAAGUGCCAGGAGGGUGGCGCACGCAAGCCGAAGGCUCGGCUAGUCAUUCUGGGCCACCAGCACCCGAGUCUGACGGAGCUCUCUACGGCGGCGCCCACGCUGGGGAAGCUGGCUCGCAAUAUGCUGUUCCAGGUGUGCGCGCAGCACAAGUUCAAGCUCAAGUUCGGCGACGUCAGUCAAGCUUUCCUCCAGACCGACGCGAGCGAGGAGUUCGAGAGUCUGAAUGAAGGUUGGCGGCAACUACGCACCGACCAAUGCGCGUGGAUCUUGCUGGACUCCAACAAUCAGCUGAAGGGCAUCAUCGGCGUCCGCGUGGAUGACUUCAUCAUCGGCGGCGACGAGACGACGAAGUUGUACGGGGACGCGGAGAAGGCCAUCAAGGACAUCUACCGAUGGGGCGCAUGGACUUCCGGCCAGGCCGAGUUCAGUGGACUACGCGUUCGCCAGUUCAAGGAUUUCUCGAUCACGCUGGACCUCUACGACUACACGAACAAGUUCAUCACGGAGGCCGAGAUCGACGCUGACCGCAAGAAGCAGGCUCAUCUACCACUCGAGCCGAAAGAGAUCUCACUCCUUCGUGGAGUACUGGGUACAGCCAGCUGGAGGGCUCAGCAAGUGUCUCCACAGUAUGUGGUGGACGUUGGGCUCGCCUCGUCCCAAGUCAACAACGCCAAGAUCAGUGACUUGGUGAACGCCAACAAGCUUGUCAAGGACAUGCGUAAAUCAGCCUCGCAAGUGAUCAAGUUCCACCAGUUCGAGAAAUACGAUUGGCACGAGUUACGGAUGGUGCAGUGGGCGGAUGCUAGUGACAAGCUCAGGCCCGACGGCAGCAAGACUGGCGGGCUGGUGACAGGCCUCUCGACUCCGGAUUUUGCGAAUGGCAGCAUGGCAAAUGUUUCGAUACUUGGAUGGAGAUCUUUCAAGCUACCUCGUAAGAUUUGGGGUUCCAACAACAACGAGACGCAGUCGACCGCGUUCGGCGACGAGAAGUUGUGGUUAUCAAGAUUGAUGUGGGCAGAAUUAGAUGGAGUCGAACCGACUCGUUGGAAGUUGGACGACACUGUCAAGACCGUGCCAGGUAUGCUCAUCACAGAUUCACGUGGCAUUUACGAUGCGAUUUUAAAGUCGGAGUCUCCUCAAUUGGGUAUGCGCAGAUUCAGAUCAGGUGAGGAGGCCAGAGGCAUUAAGGAGCAGAUCUUGCGCACGGACGUUUCUUUUAGAUGGGUGAACGGUUUGGCCAUGUUAACAGAUAGUUUGACGAAGCCGGAAUAUCCGGCUCGGCAUGUGAUGGAAGAGUUUUUGACCACACAGCGCUGGAAGUGUACUUUUGAUGAGAUGUUCCAAAGUGGACGUCGGAGGCAGCGCGAUGGCAAGGGCGCUUUCGCAGACGCGCCUGAGGAGGCCGACAUUGGAGGCAAGGAAGGUGUUUUAGAUCCUUUGGAGUCGUUGUGUGACGAUUAUUUUCUUUCAGAUUCGACUCGCAAUCUAAUGCGGUCUCGGUACAUGUAG